Molecule: messenger RNA, 1101 nt
Organism: Paramormyrops kingsleyae
Lineage: Eukaryota; Metazoa; Chordata; Actinopteri; Osteoglossiformes; Mormyridae
Product: cleavage and polyadenylation specificity factor subunit 5-like
Biological process (GO): mRNA 3'-end processing
Cellular component (GO): mRNA cleavage factor complex
Molecular function (GO): mRNA binding
Source: RefSeq, a predicted model, not a curated record
AAGUGUCCCGGAUGUGGAAGAUUUUGUUUCUGACAACGGGUAUAGAUUGCUGUAUAGCUAAAUUUUACUUAAAGUCGAAUUGGUCAUCUUUUGCUUUUUAAAUUGCGUUAUUUUGGUCAUGGCGGUUGUGCCUCCCAACCGAUCCUCGACCGGUUGGCCUCGUGGAGUCAAUCAGUUUGGUAAUAAAUACAUCAGCGCCCCAGCCAAGCCCCUGACGCUGGAGAGGACCAUCAAUCUCUAUCCGCUAACAAACUAUACGUUUGGCACCAAAGAACCGCUAUAUGAGAAAGACAGCUCUGUUGCUGCCCGGUUCCAACGGAUGCGUGAGGAGUUCGAGAAGAUCGGCAUGAGGAGGACAGUGGAGGGUGUGCUCAUUGUGCAUGAACACAGACUCCCACACGUGCUGCUUCUUCAGCUUGGGACCACCUUCUUCAAGCUCCCUGGUGGUGAGUUGAACCCAGGAGAGGAUGAAGUGGAAGGACUCAAGCGAUUAAUGACAGAGAUUCUGGGACGUCAAGAUGGGGUGAAACAGGACUGGGUGAUUGAUGACUGCAUCGGAAACUGGUGGAGACCUAACUUUGAGCCUCCACAGUAUCCUUAUAUUCCCGCUCACAUUACCAAACCCAAGGAACACAAGAAGCUCUUUUUGGUUCAGCUUCAAGAGAAAGCUUUAUUUGCAGUGCCCAAAAACUAUAAGUUGGUGGCUGCCCCCCUGUUUGAAUUGUAUGAUAAUGCCCCUGGUUAUGGACCAAUCAUAUCCAGCCUCCCACAGCUCCUGAGCAGAUUCAACUUUAUUUACAACUGAGGCAAGAGGCCUUGGGGCCGGCAUUCAGUGGUCUGCAUGGCAUCACAGCAGGGCAGCAGAUCGUCAUGGGUCACUUCAAUGAGCACAGACACGCAUCUCAGUCUAAGAAAAUCCUUUAGAUACGACUUUUAAAAUUAUACAGAUGUGGUUGUUUGUUUUUCUGUGAUUCUUACAUGCACAGGUUUUCCAAGUCACUGAGGAACCAGUUUUUGAGUUUCACCAGUAACAUAGGUUUUUUUAAAACCUGUGGUUUAUUAUUAUUAUUUUUUUUUUACAAUAAAUUGAAGGCAAAACUA